Mizuhopecten yessoensis (Yesso scallop) is the source of this 708-nucleotide messenger RNA. RefSeq lists its product as uncharacterized. The transcript is spliced from 3 exons. Lineage: Eukaryota; Metazoa; Mollusca; Bivalvia; Pectinida; Pectinidae. The record is from RefSeq and is a predicted model, not a curated record. The annotation marks the transcript as partial.
UACAGACAGCAUGGCUGUGUUGGUUUCCAGGCUGACCACUCGUAAGUGAUUUUAGCCAUUCAGUAGGUAUGAACGAGCGUCAUGAUGCCUUGUACAGCCGAGCGCGAGGUGUUCUCAACCAGAACCUCAAACGGCUCUGGUUUAAGGUCAAUCCUUAUUUGGAGAAGAAAGAGACGCUGGACGCACACCCAGAGUCGCCCACACGUUUUAUCCCGCCUCUGCAGUCCACUGUACUGACCGAGAGUUUACUGGACAAGGACACGCUGGAGCAUAGGGAGCUGGAAAUAGGAGGAUUCUGGGCUUUCCUGUACUCCGACAAAUGGCGGGGUCACUGCUCUGUCCGGGUGACGGAGGGACAGUUGCUGGAGACUAUGAUGGCUACUCUUCAUCAGCUGGAAAAUGAUGGCGAGGUGAUCCAUAAAAACACACAUGCGUACGCCCGGAAUGAGCGCGAGAGGCGGGGCUGUUAUAGGCUGGCGAAUCAGGAGGGAUGUGAUACGGUGCAAGAGACCCUUCUCUUGGAGUUUACAUACUAUGGUCGUCGAAAGCCACGGUCUCCAAAUAGUACGUCCGAUUCCAGUAGUUGUUACCCAGGUAACGGAAGUACCACCAGCACCACGUGGCCGACUCCAUCUCCUUCCUGUCCCUCUAGCACCGAAACUUACACCGCAUUCACAAACUACACAGCAGACUCACCGAAGUCACAAG